AUGGACGGCAGUAUGUGGGACACUCAGCAUCAUGUCCACCCCGGUCUCCCCUCCCCCUCCCUUUCCCUGGUGACACUGGCCUCCCCGACAUCGGCAGCCUCCCCCGGUGCCUCCCCGCUGCCCUCGCCCCUCUCCCCUCCAGCCAGGGUGCCUGUGUUCCAGAGGAAGGGAGCGCUCAAACACAAGAGGAUUGUGGAGGUGAAAGACCACCAGUUCACAGCCCGCUUCUUCAAACAGCCCACCUUCUGCAGCCACUGCACCGACUUCAUCUGGGGCAUCGGCAAACAGGGAUUCCAAUGUCAAGUUUGCAGUUUCGUGGUUCACAAAAGAUGCCACGAGUUUGUGACCUUCACUUGUCCCGGAUCUGUGGCGGGCCCCAAGCCAGAUGACCUGAAGACUCAACACAUGUUUAAGGCCCACACUUACUCCAGUCCCACCUUCUGCGACCACUGUGGCUCGCUGCUGUACGGACUCAUUCACCAGGGCAUGAAAUGUGGCUGUUGUGACAUGAACGUCCAUCGACGGUGUGAAACCAGUGUUCCCAGUCUCUGUGGCCAAGACCACACAGAGAAGAGAGGGAGAAUCCACCUGACCAUCAGAGGAGAGAAGGAGGAUGUCUUUGUAACAGUGCGGGAGGCUCGUAACCUGAUGCCCAUGGAUCCAAACGGCCUGUCAGACCCGUAUGUCAAACUGAAAUUGAUUCCAGACCCAAAGAGCCACAGCAAACAGAAGACCAAGACCAUCCGCUCAACACUCAAUCCCGUCUGGAAUGAGAGUUUCACCUUCUCAGUGCGCGGUCACCAGUGGGACAGGCGUCUGUCUGUGGAGGUUUGGGACUGGGACCGCACAUCUAGGAACGAUUUCAUGGGAGCGUUGUCAUUCGGAGUGAGUGAGAUCUUCAGGCGUCCAAUCAGCGGCUGGUUCAAACUGCUGGCCCAAGAUGAGGGAGAGUACUACAACAUCCCCGUGCCAGACCCAGACCUGCAGGAGCCUCUGCCAGACGGCACAAUACCAUCUCUGCCUCCGGCGCUACCUGCUGCGCUGUCUGAACCGUUCCCAGUGGUUCUGUCCCCGACCCCUCUACCAUCCUGCCCACCAGUCCACACCCCCGGCCCUGCCAAAGUCAUAGUGGGCAUCCUCGACUUCAACUUCCUCAUGGUGCUGGGAAAAGGCAGCUUCGGCAAGGUGCUGCUGGCAGAGGAGCGAGGCAGCGAGCGUCUGUUCGCCGUCAAAGUGUUGAAGAAAGACGUUCUCUUCCAGGACGAGGACACGGAGAGCGCUCUGGUGGAGAGGAGGGUUCUGGCGCUUUCCUCUCGCCCUCACUUCCUCACAUCUCUCUACUGCGCCUUCCAGACUGAGGACCGUCUGUAUUAUGUGAUGGAAUACGUGAACGGAGGAGACCUGAUGUUUCACAUUCAGAUUGUCGGCAAGUUCAAAGAGCCUCACGCAGCGUUCUAUGCAGCGGAGAUAGCUGUCGGCCUUUUCUUCCUCCACAGCAACGGCAUCAUCUACAGGGAUCUAAAGCUGGAUAAUGUGCUGCUUGACAGCGAGGGCCACAUAAAGAUAGCUGACUUCGGGAUGUGCAGGGAGGGCAUGUUGGAGGGCGACACCACGCGCACCUUCUGUGGAACCCCUGACUACAUCGCCCCCGAGAUUGUGGCAUAUCAGCCCUAUGAUAAAGCAGUAGACUGGUGGUCCUAUGGAGUACUGCUGUAUGAAAUGCUGGCAGGACAGCCACCAUUUGAUGGUAUUGACGAGGAGGAGCUGUUUCAGUCCAUCAUGGAGCAGUGUGUGAUAUACCCAAAAAGUCUCUCUCGUGAAGCUGUCUCUAUCUGCAAGGGACUCCUGACGAAGCACCCGGCCAAGCGUCUGGGUGGAGGAGAGGAAGCAGAGACAGAAAUCAAGGAGCAUCCGUUCUUCCGCUGGCUUGACUGGGAACGUCUGGAGAGACUGGAGAUCCAGGCGCCCUUCAAACCCAGAACUGGUGGGAAAAAAGGUGAAAACUUCGACAAGUUCUUCACAGCAGCUCCGUCAGCGCUCACUCCCUCUGACCCCGAUAUACUAGCAGCCAUCAACCAGGAGGACUUCGAGGGCUUCACCUUCCAAAACCCAGACUUUGCCCCGUCGCCACUCACAGCGGUUUGA
This is a messenger RNA of Anoplopoma fimbria (sablefish), 2145 nucleotides long. RefSeq names its product protein kinase C, gamma (gene prkcg). Lineage: Eukaryota; Metazoa; Chordata; Actinopteri; Perciformes; Anoplopomatidae. The record is from RefSeq and is a predicted model, not a curated record. The transcript is spliced from 17 exons. Gene Ontology annotation, molecular function: ATP binding; diacylglycerol-dependent serine/threonine kinase activity; zinc ion binding. Gene Ontology annotation, biological process: protein phosphorylation. The coding region runs from base 1 to 2145 and encodes 714 amino acids.